Messenger RNA from Verruconis gallopava, 1813 nucleotides. RefSeq lists its product as uncharacterized. Lineage: Eukaryota; Fungi; Ascomycota; Dothideomycetes; Venturiales; Sympoventuriaceae. Gene Ontology annotation, biological process: generation of catalytic spliceosome for second transesterification step; RNA splicing. The transcript has a single exon. Gene Ontology annotation, cellular component: U4/U6 x U5 tri-snRNP complex; U2-type post-spliceosomal complex; U5 snRNP. The record is from RefSeq and is a predicted model, not a curated record. Bases 96 to 1193 code for a protein of 365 amino acids.
CGAACGAACAGUUCUUGACCCGCGAACGGAGCGCCAUUGCCUUGAAGGCGUACACGGACCCUGCAGAUCUACGCGUGGACUCAUCGGCUCCGAAAAUGGACUUCGCGUCGCUCAUGAAGGCCCAGAUCAACAAGGGCAAGGCGGCAGCGGCGGCGGCGGCCGCUACCGGUGGGGGGAGCCAGAAGUACCUGAAGCGGUCCGAGCUGGAGGCUGAGCGGGAGGCUGCGUACGUCAGGGAGCAGGAAGAGCUGGAGCGAGCGCGGCAGGAGCGAGCGGAGCGGAAGCGGAAGCUGGAGGAGGAGGAGGCGGAGCGAAACCGCGAGCGGGAGGAGAAGAAGCGCAGGCUGGCGGAGGAGGCGAGGCGGCAGCGGGAGGAGGAAGAGCGGCGCGAGGAGCAAGAGCGGCGGAGGCGGCUGGGCCUGCCGGAUCUGCCGGCGCAGACGAAGGAGCAGGCGUCCAAGGAGGGCACGCCGCUCGCGGAGGGCGAGGAGGACGUGGACGAGGCCGAGCUGCGGGCCAAGCUGCGCGAGCUGGGCGAGCCGGCGGUUCUGUUCGGCGAGACGCACAUUCAGCGACUGCGGCGGUACCGACGGCUGACGGGGGCGCGGAGCGGGCCGAAGAUGUACGAGGGGCCGAUCGCGACGACGCUGGAGCCGGUGGAGGAGAAGGACAUGAAGGUGCCGCUGCAGGUGCCGGCGACGGCCGAGGCCAAGCGGCAGGUGUUCCGGCAGCUGGCGUCGUACUUCAACAUGGUGCUGCGCGAGUGGGACGCGGCGCUGGCGCGGCGACCGGCGGACGUGCAGGCGUCGUACAGCGGCAAGCAGGCGUCGAGCGCGAUGGCGCAGGCGCGCAGCAACCUGGCGCCGCUGUUCCGCAAGAUGGAGGCCGGCGACGUCGACGACGAGGUGCUCAAGGGCGUGCUGGAGAUUGUGCACGCGGCGCAGGAGCGGCGCUACGUCGACGCAAACGACGGCUACCUGCGCCUCAGCAUCGGAAAGGCGGCCUGGCCCAUCGGCGUCACCAUGGUCGGCAUCCACGAGCGCAGCGCGCGCGAGAAGCUGCACGAGAGCGACAAGACGGCCCACAUCAUGAGCGACGAGACGACGAGGAAGUACCUGCAGAGCAUCAAGCGCUGCUUGAGCUUCGCGCAGACGCGCUGGCCGCCGGACGACCAGCUGCAGCUGAUGGGCUGAAGGCGGGCUAGACGGGCUCGACGUGGUCCAGCGCGCACCCUCUUUCGGCGUCAACGCGGAAGCGACGGACGGAGUCUGGCUCCCUCGGUUCCAGGUUUCCAAAUCCAAGCCGACGACCCGUAUUUUUUUUUUCUCCACGCACACAUACACAACCACGUACACACACGGACAUCUAUAGAUCAACGACACCGGGUCGUUCCACGCUGCGUUCUCCUCUCAGCCUUCUCGACAAGCAACGCCAACGGAUUCGGCCCAAGCACAGAACAGAGAAAGAAAGGAAGAAAAGGAAGAACGAAUGAAAGAAUGAAAGAAAGAAAGAAACGAGCGUCGUCCGCACACGAGCGUACACACAGCACCUCUGCUCCAGGCCAGAGCCCACCCACCAACCCGCCCUUCUUCUCGCCGCCCCGGCGAAGGUGUCCCAUCUCAACGCUCGCUCCGGCCCCGGGCGACCUUGCAAGCAGAGGACGCUGGAGGCCGCAGAGCGGGUCUUUCAGAAAGGCAAGUUGCGCGCGGACAGCCAAUUGCACGGGGCCGUUUUGAUUCAACCGUUGGUAUGCGGACGGCUGAGAUGUAUAUGUACGCAUAUAUAUAUAUAUAUAUAUAUAUAUAUAUAUAGA